AUGCAAUGCACCAUUCGAGGUGUUCCGAAGGUUGUGCCUGCAUGCGCCAAGACGACCACCUCCGUCCCGAUCCAAGAUGCCUCAGCUCCGCUCCCUCUACCGCUCCCUCCUCCGCGAACUACCCCCGCUCCCUGCUCACCACCCCGCGCUCCCCUCCACCACCGCCUCCGCGAAGCCUUUGCGCCCUCGUCGACGUCUUCGGCCCCCGACCGGGCCGCGUCCCGCCUGGACCCCCACCUCGCCGAGCAGCUCUCCGUCUACCUCCGCGCCCAGCGGACCUACGGACAGCUCCUGGAGCGUUACAACCCCGGCAUGAACAUGGAGCAGGACGAGAGGGUGCGCCUGACCGCCAGGAAGGUCGGCAUGGACCUACCCGUCGAGUUUAACGUCGGGGGUCGGAGAGGUGAUGCGGCUUAA
Parascedosporium putredinis is the source of this 417-nucleotide messenger RNA. The record is from the annotation of a GenBank genome assembly. Lineage: Eukaryota; Fungi; Ascomycota; Sordariomycetes; Microascales; Microascaceae.